AACGGACGCCAACGCGGUUUAAGAUAUAAAAUAGCUCGAUAUAAGAAAAGGUGCUUCUAUGUCUAAGAAGCUGCAGCAGCAAAAACCAAUCAAAGUUUUUUAGUGCCGCGGGUACAAAAAUUAAUUUCAAUCUAGAUUUAAUAGUGACGUGCUUUAACAAUUCAAGUAUAAUCCUAAAGACGGAAAUAAUUUCUUGAAUAUAAAUAAAUAAAAAAUAAAGUUUUAUUAUGAAGGAUUUUGGCAAUAUGUUUGCACGACGUUAUAGUGCAGUUUGUGUAAAUGAUGAAGAUACGACCAAUUGUCACAGGAAAUCGCUAGAUAAAGCCGGAUUCGGGCCCACUAACGGAGAUCCUGCAGCGACUUCGGCGGCUAUGGCAGCUUUGCAACGUGCCCAGCGUCGCAAGAGCCUUAAAGCAAACCGAUCAAUGAAACCGAUGUAUAUAUUGGGCAGCUUUUUUAACGAACCUAACGAGGGCAAACGUAAUAGAGUUCCUAAACGUGCUUUUCUCCUACUUGCCAUUGGAUUUUUGGCCAUAACUACAGCAGUGCUAGUUAAAGUGUUUCAACCCUAUGAUUUAAUAUUCAAAUGGAAGUUAAUCAUGUCUGAGGGAGGUGAAAUCUUCAAUCUUUGGGCCGUUCCACCAGUUGAUCUGUACAUUAAGAUUUACCUCUUUAAUAUAACAAACGCAGAGGCAUUUUUGUCUGGUCGCGAGCAGCUCAAGGUAGAACAAGUUGGACCUUAUAUAUACAAGGAGAUAAUGAGCCACAAAAACGUUACAUUUAAUAAAAAUAAUACUAUGAGCAGCACACCCAGUCAUCCUUUGGUUUGGCAGGAGGAAAUGUCUGGCAGUCGACACGAGGACGAUGAAGUCAUAAUGCUCAAUAUUGCAAUGCUGGCCAUAUCGCAUCUAACUGCAAACCACCCGUUCUUAGUAAGAAUGGCCCUUAAGACGUUGUUAGCGAGUACGAAAUCAGAACCGAUAGUUCGGACUACUGUUAGGGAGUUCAUGUUCGGUUACCCUUCGACUCUUGCCACACUAGGCAAUACCUUUCUUCCAAACUGGAUAUCUUUUGAAAAGGUGGGUCUUAUUGACCGUAUGUACGAUUUCACUACGGAUUACGAGACUUUCUACACGGGAUUGCCAGAUCCGGCGCUGUCGGGGCUUUAUGCGACCUAUCGCGGAAAAAAAAACCUUCCACAAUGGGAGGGUAACCACUGCAGUAACAUUGAGUACGCCUCAGAUGGCACAAAGUUUAAAAGCUUUAUUCAAGCCAACGAGACGGUGAAAUUCUUCAGAAAAAGCAUGUGUAGACCAAUCAACUUGUACCGCGUUGGCGAAGAAAAAACGUAUGGCGCCCUAAAAGGUUACAACUACGUGUUUGAGGAUAAUGCUUUUGAUAAUGGUGUAAGCAAUGAGGCUAACAAAUGCUUCUGUCGAAAAGGCGAUUGUCAGCCGGUUGGACUAAUUGACGUCACUGAUUGCUACUACGGUUUUCCAAUCUCCUUAAGCUUUCCUCACUUCAUGAACGGCGACGUGGGACUGCAACAAAAUGUUACUGGCAUGAAUCCUGAUCCGGCCAAACACUCGUCAGUAUUUGUUAUUCAACCGGAAUCCGGACUACCGCUAUCACUUUCUGUAAAAGUACAAAUCAACAUGCAUUUCAAGGACCUGAGCAACUACCAUACUGUCUCCCAAUUCAGUCACCUAACAGCGCCCAUGCUAUGGUUUGAGAUCAUGAUGCCAGGGCUACCCGACGCGUUGGACUCACGCUUCAACUUUUACCUCAACAUUUUGCCGCUGGUUAACCCACUUAUUUUUUGGAGUGCUCUGCUGCUGGGAGUUGGUCUUUUGGGCUAUGCAAUUACCAAGGCUACCCUUCAUAUGACUAGCUACGGCCGCCAGUCGGCCAAAAUUUCCGAAGGCAACUACGUUAAGUCCAAUCUUCUCCAGACGCUCAAAGACAGCGACGAUGGGGCAGCUAAUCAAGUUUACAGUCCCUGCGAAGUAAAGCUGAUAGUUGACCGUCCUGGUUCUAAGGAGCAGCAAGUUAUUGUGCGAUCCAUUGGCGAUGACUCGGUUUUUCAACAGGUGCGUCGAAAGUCGGCCUACGCUCUGGACAUGGAGCCAGCGUUAUCUGACGCAGGCGAGAGCGGCGACGAGGGCCACAACUACGUUAUCCCUCUGAGUCGCAAUUUUAAAACUUCCAUUGCAUUGCCUAAAGCCGAAUCCAUAGAAUCCUACGACGAAAGACUAUUGAAAGUGGAUUUAGGAAACGAAUGUUUACCAACAAUAGAAGCGUUCGACCAGCUCGCCACCAGUCUUGUCAGUAGCGGGUUUUGUAGCUCGCCUUCAUCAAUCCAGAGUUCCAGGUCACGCGAGAGCUCCCAGAGUGGUAGCCCUAGAAAGGACUGGGUGCAGUGCAUUCAGUCUGAUCGAUCUAUUACCACAAUAAUAAAAGACCUUUAAAUACCUCCA
This is a messenger RNA of Drosophila serrata, 2477 nucleotides long. RefSeq names its product scavenger receptor class B member 1. Gene Ontology annotation, cellular component: cytoplasm; membrane. Lineage: Eukaryota; Metazoa; Arthropoda; Insecta; Diptera; Drosophilidae. Gene Ontology annotation, molecular function: scavenger receptor activity. The record is from RefSeq and is a predicted model, not a curated record.